GCAGAUGUGGUCACUGCAAGGAUUAUCUGUUUUUUAUUGGUUGACAGUGGCAUCUUAUCCUUAUGCCGAGGAACCAGCAUGCCAACAAAUAGGGGAUGUGGAAGAAGCAGAGCUUAUUAAGAAUGGUGACAUUAUGUUGGGAGGAAUCUUCUCUUUCUACAGCAGCUGGAAAAACAUCCAGGAAAACUAUGAAAAAAAACCUCAGCGACUGCAAUGCACCAGUUUAAAUUUCAGAGACUUCCAGUUUGCACAGGCCAUGCUCUUUGCCAUUGAGGAAAUUAAUAACAGCACAGAGCUCCUGCCAGGAAUUACUCUGGGCUAUAAAAUGUACGAUACUUGUGGUUCUAUUGCCAGAAGUGUGAGAGUUGCACUGGCAUUACUCAGUGGUAAUGAAAUUGAGGCUUCACCUGCAAAUGCAUGUAGAACGCCUGCACAAGUACAGGUGAUAAUGGGAGAGACCUCUUCCUCUCCUAGUGCAGCAAUUGCCACGGCUGUUGGACCCUUGCGGAUCCCAAUGGUCCCUGAGUCAGUUUGCAGUAAGAGGUGUCCUCAUGGAACUCGCAAAGUCCUCCAGAAAGGAAGACCUGUCUGCUGUUAUGACUGCGUGCAAUGCACAGAAGGAGAAAUGAGCAACAUUACAGAUUCUAUCACCUGUUUAAAAUGCCUCCCAGACUUCUGGUCAAAUGAGGAAAGAGAUGCCUGUAUAAAAAAAGAAGAACUGUUCCUGUCGUAUGACGAAAUUAUGGGACAAUUACUAACAGCAGUUUCUUUAAUUGGUACAUGUAUGACUGCUGUUGUGGCAGCUAUCUUCUUCAGACAUCGGAAAACACCACUUGUUAGGGCAAAUAAUUCUGAACUAAGCUUUCUAUUGCUCUUCUCUUUGAGUCUGUGUUUCCUCUGUUCCCUGACCUUCAUCGGCCAACCCUCUGAGUGGUCCUGCAUGCUUCGUCAUACAGCUUUUGGAAUCACCUUUGUCCUCUGCAUCUCAUGUGUUCUCGGCAAAACAAUAGUGGUUUUAAUGGCAUUUAAAGCCAAAACCCCAGGUAGACAUGCCAGACAAUGUUUCGGCCCUGUGCAGCACAGGUUCAGUGUUCUGGGUUUUACUCUAAUACAAGUUGUCAUAUGUAUCCUUUGGUUAACAAUUUCUCCCCCUUUCCCAAUCAGGAACUUCAAGGAAUUCAAAGAUAAAAUUGUUCUGGAAUGCAAUUUGGGAUCCACAAUUGGUUUCUGGUCUGUGCUUGGAUAUAUAGGGCUUCUUGCCAUGCUGUGUUUUAUCUUUGCUUUCCUGGCUCGAAAAUUACCUGACAAUUUUAAUGAAGCUAAACUGAUCACCUUCAGCAUGCUGAUAUUCUGUGCGGUGUGGAUCACCUUUAUACCAGCAUAUGUCAGCUCUCCUGGGAAGUUCAGUGUGGCUGUAGAAAUCUUUGCUAUUCUAGCAUCAAGUUUUGGAUUGCUAAUUUGUAUAUUCGUCCCAAAAUGCUUCAUUAUCUUACUUAAACCAGAGAAAAAUACAAAGAAAAAUAUGAUGGGAAGGGGGUCACAAAAAUAG
This is a messenger RNA of Cyprinodon tularosa, 1549 nucleotides long. RefSeq names its product extracellular calcium-sensing receptor-like. Gene Ontology annotation, cellular component: membrane. The coding region runs from base 5 to 1549 and encodes 514 amino acids. The record is from RefSeq and is a predicted model, not a curated record. Gene Ontology annotation, biological process: G protein-coupled receptor signaling pathway. The transcript has 4 exons. NCBI's taxonomy places the organism in Eukaryota, Metazoa, Chordata, Actinopteri, Cyprinodontiformes, Cyprinodontidae. Gene Ontology annotation, molecular function: G protein-coupled receptor activity.